AUGACGUCGGAAACGCUGCCGUUUCCACUGGACGCGGACUUUUUCCCCCAACUCGUCCUCACUGUGGACGACCUCAUGCAGUACCGUCGCUCGAGCAAAGAGUGCGUAGCUCAGCUCGUGCGGGUCAUUGACGACGCCGAUUGCGUCUAUCGCUGGACGGACUUGAAAGCGUCGUCAAGCGGACGAUUAGUGCACAAGGCCCAGUUUGUAGCGAUCCAGCCUCGAAUGGGGCGCGUGUGCGAGCCCUCGUCGCGGCACGUCUCGACGCUCUUCAAGUGCAGUGUCCACAUGGUGGACGUCCAAGCAGACGAGAUCCUUCGAGCUCUUGCUCACGUCAAGACGCGAGAAGCUCGACGUGCACUGACUUACUUGCAUCGAGAGGAGUUCUCGUACCGAGCGAUCAAGUGGCGGAGGUUCUUUCGAGCCAAGCGACGAGAGGGACAGCAGCAGCAGCAGCAGCAGAAGAGUGUGGACUUUUGUUACCUGGAGUACGCAGGCAAGAAGAAGCAAAGCACGGCAAGUGCUCGGGACCAUGGACUGGUGGGCUAUUGUGUGCAACAAGCUAUUGCUCCAGACCGACAAGUGCCGACGUUGGAGAGGUACAAUGUCGAUCGGAAACAGGUCGCGCGGUCGGGGAUCUUGAUCACAAGGACGCAUCAGUCGAAUAUCCUCAAGGUCACGGCCAUUGCACAGGUUGAUGGUAGUGCUACGGGAUCUACUGCAGCAGGUUCUGACCUGUUGAUGGAGGAGGUUCUGGUGGAUUUCGUUGCGGCCGUGCAUCGGGUCAAAGGGUUGUUGGAACGCCAGCGGAUCGGGCGACUGCAGCACUUGGAUGAAUGGGAGUGGAUUGCGUCGAAAGACCGGAAAGCGUGUGCCGUGUGUCUGCAGCGGUUCUACUUCCAUCGGAAACAGCAUUGCGUGACGUGUGGCGAAGUCGUGUGCUCGAGCUGUGCCCCGUUACGUGAGCUGGAGCAGCCACUGAAGGAACAGAGCCACACAGUGCGUGUUUGUUCCUUGUGUAUGGCCCAAGCAGGUAGUCAUCAUGGCAGCAGCUUGCUAAGUGGCGUGACAGAAGGUGACCUAGGUUUGAUCGAGACGGCUUCAGCCACGACGAACGUCGGCACGGAGAGCUACGUCGAAGGGCUCCGGUAUCCAAAGCAUCCAGGUAUGCCGCAAUGUAGCACUGAAGAUCCGCGCCACCUCCGUGGAUCGUUAUCGCAAGCAACUUCAGUGCGUUCAUCCCUACGACAACGUCAACAGCCAUUGUCUAGUUGCAGCAGCACUCGAGCAAGUGCGACAUACGGUCGUGACGAAGGGAGUCGAAAUGGACACUACUAUCGAGCGUCGUCCGAACGUGUGAGCUCGGAGCGGCGAUCAGCUCUGUUCUCGACGCCUUUGUCGGCCAAAGCAAAGAAGAAGGCGCUCAAUAAGCUCGUGGAGCAUGCUCGUCAUAUUCGUGACACGAUUGACCAGGCAAUCUCCGAGGUAGAAGGCGAAGACAAACGUCCUGGUGAGUGGCUUGAGCGUAGCUAUAUCGGAUCUGACGAUGAUGAUGUUGAGCAGUAUGAUGAGAUCUACGAUCGCAUUAUGAAAAUCCGAGACACUUUGGACGUCUCGAGCUCCGAUCUCGAUGCGGUGCUGAGUUCCAUCGGCCACGAUGACCCCAUCCGUCCCUCUGACGCAAACUCUGAUCAAUGUGAUCGCGACUUGGUGUUUAGCUUCAGCGAAGCGACAGGCAGCGAGCAUCCAGGCAUCAAUGAAAGCUUCAACCUCCGCUCGUCGUGCUCAUCCUUGUCAGCAUCAAUGCAAUCACUGGACCACCAAGAUGCUGGGGAACCGCUGCCGUCAUCGACACCGGAGCAGGAAAGUGCCAUCGAAGAAGCUCGUGCACUCGAGGAAGCGAUGCAAUGGGUCCGUCAGUCGGAACCGAGUGCAAAUUUACGACGACCAUCUCGGAUCGCUCGGCCGAACGAGGUUGGAGUCCAGGUUGAGCUAGAGACGUUGGCAUCAGCAUCAGCACUACUGCCGACUUCAGUUGAUCGUGCAAGUAGCAAUCGUGGGAUUGAACGACUUGCUCAAAAGAUCGGGCGUCUCCAUGAACGCUUUGAAGCCACGCAGCGUGAACAUGAUGCAAGCAGCAACAUUGGCUCGACACCUACUACUGGAGCUCUUGUUCCCGUCACGCCAACCUUUGUAGACGAACCCAUUGUCGUCGAUGAGCGAGGUGAACACUGGGAGAACAGCGAGCUGGGCGCUGACAAGCGCUCGAUACAGCAUCGACCUGUUCAGCCGUCAGCUUUAACACCAUCUCGCGGGCGUGCGGCAACAAUGAAGCAGGUGGGCUGA
This is a messenger RNA of Peronospora matthiolae, 2346 nucleotides long. The record is from the annotation of a GenBank genome assembly. Lineage: Eukaryota; Oomycota; Peronosporomycetes; Peronosporales; Peronosporaceae.